AUGAGGAACACAAACAAGGAGCUGCAGGGCGCCACCAGCCGCUAUGCUCCCUGCGACUGGUAUUACCACCUUCCCAUGAAGCGGUCUGAGAAGCCCAUGGGCGCCCCCCCGGCUUCCCAGAUCCCCGGCCUCAGUGACUUGAGUGAGCCUCCCAACGGGCACCUGCCGGGGCCGCGCAAGUACUGGAUCAAGGAAACCGACUCGGAGUAUGUGAAGCUCGCGAAGCGAGGUGGCCGGCCCGAUCUGCUGAAGCACCUGGUGGUGGCCGGGACCAGGAAAGCCUCCCCGGUUGCGUACUCCCUGCCGGACUGGUACAUUCACCACAGCAAGCCGCCCACGGCCGAGCAGAGGCAGGACGACCCGGACAGCAGCCCUGUAUCUUCACCUUGCUUCCGUGCACAGCUCGCCGGAACCACCCACAGCCCGCAGGCCUUUGGCACAGCUAGAGUGCGGCUACCUGCCAUCAACUCCAAGUACCCGAGCAAAGUGGGGACCCCGCUUGGCCCCAAAGAGCCUGCAGGAAGCAGACUGUCCUUCCCUCCCAUGCCUGGGCAAAAAACCAGUUCACCCACCAACUUUUCCAAACUUAUCAGCAAUGGGUACAAAGAUGAGUGGUUGCAGCAACGAGCUGACUCGGACGGGAGGGCCCUGCGGACACCGGGAGCAGCCCCGCCGUCCACAUCUGCGCAAGACCCCGGAGGGCUCCAGGGUGCAGGCCCGAACCCAGACCCGGAGCUGCCCGAGGGCUCCGAGGACGCUCAAGGUAAAGACAAAGAGGCCAAGACCAUAUCAGCUGGUGGCAUCCAGCUGGUGUCCGGGGCCACCUACAAAUGUUCUGGGGGCCACAGUGCGCGACACAGAGGUCAGGUGCAGCGUGGUCAUCGGGCCACGGCUGUGCGCUGCGCCAGAGAUCCUCAGGCACCGAGCUCUCGGGCGCUGGAUGCUUGUGCAGGCCACCUGCAGGGCAGCUCGGCAUCUCCUGGCUUUGCCCAGUUACUAGCGAGCUCCCACAACCCAGAGUCUCAGAAGAAAAUCCAAAUCAGGGACUGGAGAGAUUAA
Molecule: messenger RNA, 1059 nt
Organism: Puma concolor (puma)
Lineage: Eukaryota; Metazoa; Chordata; Mammalia; Carnivora; Felidae
Source: RefSeq, a predicted model, not a curated record